Messenger RNA from Aspergillus melleus, 1008 nucleotides. Its product is annotated as RNA polymerase II mediator complex subunit MED27 domain-containing protein. NCBI's taxonomy places the organism in Eukaryota, Fungi, Ascomycota, Eurotiomycetes, Eurotiales, Aspergillaceae. The record is from RefSeq and is a predicted model, not a curated record. The transcript is spliced from 2 exons. Bases 1 to 1008 code for a protein of 335 amino acids.
AUGCAAGUUCCGUCUACCGCGGCCCCACCGCAAGGCUCCGAUCCCUCCAAAUCGAAAAUUGCGAAACCGGAUCCUGUCAAUAAUAAUAAUCCAAGUACUUCUACGCCUUCUACCAUCGGCACCAUGAGCAAUCCGCUCAACCCGGCUAAUGUCGCCACGAGCGCCGCCGCUCGGCCUCAGCCUCAACCCGACACUAAGGGGAACAUCGCUCCGGUCGUGGUCGACAAUGGGGCUUCCAGCGCCGAGAUCUCGGAGUCCGAAAUGCAGCUUGUAUCUUCUUUGGCGAAACUCCAGAAAUUGGAGGCCAUGGUUCACCAACUCCGGACUCUGCUUCCGGAACGCCUACUGGAUCCCUUGACGCCAAAUCCGAAUCCCAAGGCUCAGUCGGCGCCAAAGUCGCCAGGGGCUCUGCUUCAGCAGCUUUCUCAAUGCUUUCAGGAUGGCGCUGCCGAAGUCCAGGCGUUCCAGAAUAUGUGGCGCGGCCCUGAGAUGAAAGCCGUCUGGGAGCAUGUCGAUGCGCAGAUCAAGGAGAAUGGCGGCAUCUUGCUGCAGCCUACCGGGGUAUGGGAGCAGGAUUACGACACGAUCCUUGAGGAGCUGCUGAAGGAGCAAGAGAAGAAGAACGAGCAGCAGCGCAAAGCUGCCGAGGAGCAGGAGCGGUCGAAUAUCCGAUCGGCCGAGGGCGGGUGGAGAGCGGUCGUGGACGGCUUCGCUCAGAGGAAUGUGCCCGGUGUGCGUUUGGUUCCUAGUAAAAGCGAAGAUUCUGUUAUCGUUGCUCUUGGAAAAGCGGGGAUGGUCUUCGAUGUCCACACUGUUGGCGGAACGGAAGGGAACGGAGUGCCUGAAUGGCAAGUCACGAGUAAGGCGGCUCCAGGACAACCCCAGACGAAGUUGGAGAAGUUGAUUACCGACUGUUUGAAUGCACGACCUCGGCAAUGGGAUCUUGCCCAUCUACUUGUAAGUUUACGUCGCCGACUUUUGAAAUGUUCAGACACUUACCACUACUAG